CCUACAUCCGGGUACUUUCCUUAGGCAAUGCCGGCCGCACCACACCUAUUCCUUAGACAAAGUGAAAUAAAUUCGCCGUCAAUGGAGAAAACGUAGUCCGUCCCACCACCCCUUUACUCCCCACUCACAUUUUUUUUACUUGUGAACAUUUGUUUCUUUUUUUUAAUCGCGUGGAUCGCUAGUCCGGCAAGCCGUCUGUUUUACGUGUGUUGGAGAAGGAGGAGGAGAAGAGGGGGGGGGGAGUGAAGAGGAUAUUUUUUUUGUCGCCGGCAUGGAGCUGUCGGCUCUUCAGGAGGCGCUCAAGAAGGAAAUCCAGUGCCAUCAGAAACUUGUUGUGCAGAUGAAGCAAGACCCCCAGAAUGCAGAAUUGAAGAAGCAGCUCCAUGAAUGCCAGGCUAAAAUAACUUCGCUCAGUGAAAAGCAAAAAAAGGUUGUGGAGCAGCUGAGAAAAGACUUGCUUAUCAAGCAGCAGUCUGCAAGUACCCAGAAAAGUGCUUCGACGCCGCCCGUGCUUGCCGCCAAACCGAUAUCGCUGGUCAAGUCGACCAUUCAGGCCGCGCCGCUCGCCGUGGUGACGCAAAAAGCCGCCGUCGCCAUGGUGACGUCGUUGAGUAACGGGCAGAAGCUGGCGCUGACGUCCUCCGACCUGCCGACGGCCAACCCCAUCAACCUGCAGACGACGGCGAGCAAACUGCUGCAGGAGAAUGUGGCGAGGAUCCCUCCCAAGGCCUCGCAACCGCAGCAGGCUCUAUCUGUGGCGUCCUCUCCUAUCAAGGUGCCCCAGCUGUCCUCGGUCCACAGACUGACUGGACGUAAUCCAGCCACCUUAACACAGGUGCGCCCAAAGCCAAACUCGGCGGCCGUGUCGCCGGUGCAGGGCGGCGGCGGCGGCCCCCAGGCGUCGCUGGUGCCGCUGCACAAGGCGCAUGCGUUGCUGGCGGUGCGGGGAGCGGGCGGGGUGCAGCACGUGCGCAUCGUCAACGGGCAGCAGUACAAGCCGCGCUCGCCACCUCCCACGCAGCACGCGUCGCUCGCCGCCUCCACCGCGCUCGCCGCUGCACCCUCCGCCUCCGUCACCGCCGCCCCCCCGUCGUCGGCGGCUCUGCCCCCGUCGUCCUCUGCGGCCGUGUCCUCGGCGUCGGCCGCCGCGGCGGCGUCGGCAGCGUCGUCCUCGUCUCCCGUGGGCGGCGUCACCGUGGUGGCUUCGGGCACGCAGCCCAGCAAGGAUGGCACCGCCAGACAGACUUCACAAACUGUGUACCGAGCAAACCUGUCAACACGGAUACUUUCGCCCAGGCCCCAGGUGGAGACAAACCCACAGAAGGUUGCAUUCCUUGGAUCCUUGGGCCUUGUGACUCAUGAGCACAUGGAAGAGAUCCAGAGCAGACGCCAGGAGAGGAAACGGCGCACGACGGCGAACCCCGUUUACAGCGGGGCGAUGUACGAGCCAGAGAGAAAACGCAGUGCGGUGACCUACCUGAAUAAUCCUGUGCAAACCGGCACGAGAAAAAGAGGUCGGCCUCCAAAGUACGCUAGCGUAUUGGCCGGGUUGGUGGGGCCACCCGUGCAGGCCCUGCCGUCGCUGAGUCAACCGGCCGCGCCGUUGGAGCAGGACAAGGCGGCGGGGGGUGGUGCCCCCCCUCCGUGCAGCCCGUCAGACGGGCCGGCCGCUAGCCCAGCCACGGUCUCCGACGGGGACAUCCACGAGGACUUCUGCUCCGUGUGCAAGCGGAGCGGUCAGCUGCUCAUGUGCGACACGUGCUCGCGCGUCUACCACCUCGAGUGCCUGGAGCCACCACUCAAGGCCAUCCCCAAGGGCAUGUGGAUCUGCCCCAAGUGUCAGGAGCAGGUGCUGAGGAAGGAGGACGCGCUGCCCUGGCCGGGAACCCUGGCCAUUGUCCACUCGUACAUUGCGCACAAAGCAGCUAAGGAAGAAGAGAAGAGGAAGCUUCAGAAAAGGAGCAAUGAGCUGCGUCAGGAAAGAGACCAGCUGGAGCAGAAAGCGAAGAUGCUAAGCACUGCCAUUCUGAAGUGCAUGGAGGUACGCAAUAGCCUGCUGUCCAAGCAAAAGGAAGUGCAGGUGGGAAUGGAGAGAUAUCGGAAGCUGGUGCAGCUGAUUAACGGCGUGCCAGCCAAGCCGUCCAAGCCACCCGCUGCUGCCGCCCAAGCCUUGCAGGUCGUGGCAUCGACAUCAUCUCCCGUCGUCGCAACCGCUGCCACCCCUCUUCUCAUCAUCACCACGCUGACCCCUGACCUUACGGCCAUGGGAGUUCCCGUCGCUCGAGCCACUUCCGUUGCCGUUUCGACCUCCACCGGGAUCCUGACGCAGAUCCACCCGCCGAUGGCGCCUGCGGGCCAGUUGCCCCACCAGCCGCAUGCCAAGCACUGAACGCUGGGCUCCUCUCUCUCUCUCUCUCGCUGCCCACCGCUUUGAGACGAUGUUGCUGGAAAUGCGACGACGAGAGAAGCAAUGAUCAAGGAACAAAAUGGGAGACCGUGUGCACAAUGUACGUAAAAGCGCACACGGUCUCGCAUGCUGCGUGCAUCGACUCGUGAGGAAUUAACAUAAUCUCCCUCCGUUAAGUCUCAAAGGAAGCUACGUUGAGAGCUAAGUAUGUAAAGGUCGGCGUCUCCUCGAGUAUCAAGAGCGCAACGUUCACUUAAAAUGUUGUGCAAGGAACGCCUUUGAGCUUUAGUAUGGAAAAGGGUAUUUUGCAUCACAAACUGAACUUUUUUGCAAAUGAUACAAAAACAAUGCAGGCAUUUGCUGGUUUUUCUCCUUUUCUGACUAAAACCUUUUAAGUUGCCAAGUAUGAUUUUUUUUAUAUACAGUAGUAUGCAGUUAUGCUCUAUAUUGGUAUAUUAAGGUAUACAUGAAUAGAUUAUAAAGUAAAUGAUUAGGAACAUUGUAUGCAUAUUAAACAGUAUCAUUUGAGUGUGAAUCCUUUUUUCUAACUGUUAGAUUUUUCAUACACAUCUGUAUUCUUUGUGGCAAAUAAGGUUAACUGUUGUUGGUGAAUGCUUCUAGGUCUGUAUUUAACAGUUUAGACAUAAGAACUAUCAGCGGCAACUGUCUUGUUGACAAUGUAAAUUAAACCAGAGUGGAUCGUAAAUAUUUUCUAUCCUCCGUUUUCACUGCUGCAGAUAUCACAAUGUAGGAUCAAACCCUUUCUCAAUGGGUCCUGCAACUGCGUUAGGCCAAGGGCAGACGAACAUGCUACCUUCGUCUUCCUGCUUCUCUUGUGCAGCCUCAAGGCUUUAAAGGAACCACGUUUAACCUUCUGUCGCAGAAGAACAAGAGCAUUUAUGCUCACCUUUUUUAAUACAUGGUACCAAAAAAUACAAACAAACAAAAAACCUAGCAGUUGCCAAACUAAACAAGUAUAGAGUAAUUUUUUAAUAGCAAAUGCAUAAAGUAGGAAAAUGUAUUACUAGUUAAUCAAAGUAAAGGGCAAACAGUGAAAUGACUUUUGUGUUGUAUUUGGAGUAAGUGGAGUGGAGAGAAUGCCAUAAGUUAAACGUUUAAGUAACUUGUUGGAGGGUAUUACCUGCAUCUCUGUCCGGUUUUAUUUUUUCGCGACUCGUUUCUCAGAUAAUGCUGGUAACAAAAACAACAAAAAAAAUGAAUGUACAUUUUUUAUGUUUAUAAUGUCUUUUUAUUUUCAGUUUUUUUGAUAUACACAUUUUGUGUCAGGCAGUGCUGGAACUAAAUAAUGCAGCUGUGUCAGUCUCUUUUGCGUGAAAACUUGGACAACUUCUGCCAGACAAUGUUGCGAGAGUGAUCUAUGAAUUGGUCGGAUAAGCGAGGUCCUCGCAAAAUAUAUUUUACAACGGAAUGCGUCGGGGGUUUAAGAUUCCGGGGUGCUCUUAGUUUAAAGAAGCAGUCGCCACUGGAAGGGUCACUACACAUUAUGCCAGGGCCGUUUGAGCAUCACAAAACUAGAAUGUGGAUUCUCGGGACCACCCGUGCUAUCAUAUGGUCUUGAUUGUGUGUUUGUUGCUUAUGUCAACGCGAGUUAGUGCUCCCAUUGAUAGGCUGUUACCCUCCUGAAAAUGAGUCGUGAGACUCAUUUGGUCAGGCUUUCCUGGAUAAACGAGCGUAAUAAAAAUGAGCGUGCUUAUUUGUCACCAAGCAAAUGGUUAUUCCAAGUAAAUAUUGUAUGUCGCAAUACGUACUGCAUUGUAGGCUCCAGGAUCGGAGGCAAUUGUUACUUGGAGUAAAAUUGCUUCCUCACGCACUCUUGCAACAGUGGAAGACUGUGGUUACGCUUCUUUCGGACUAAAUUAAAUCUUGGAAAUGAAAAAUAUAAAAUCACACGCUAAAGAAUGCAAGCAUAUCGUUUACAUUUUUUAGUAAUUUAUUUUGUGUGACAUAUUUAUUUAGUUUUAAAUAAAUGCGACCAUCUAAAGUCGAGUAAAUUUGCCUGUUUUCACUUUUGUUUUUCUACUUGCCCCGUGUGUGUCCUGAGAAUCCCAUGGCUUAAAAUGUUGUGCCCUUGGCCAGGGGGAUGGCUGGCUUAGGCUUGUGAAAAUCAACACUGUGGUCUUGUGCUCGUGCCCAAUACAACCCUAUGCAAGUUGAUUUGAACUCUCAAAAGGCAGUUCCAAACUGGUCCGGGGUCCUGUUCCCCUAAUGAAGUGCUUGACGCGAACUGUAUAUAGCCUUACCGUUAGUCUCUUCAUAGCCGUUUUGUAAAGUAGUUUUAGUAAAAUAUUAAAAAAUAUUUUAAAAAACCAGCAAAAAAAGACAAGCUUUUUUGUAUAUAAUUAUAUACGAAGCAUGCAGGUACAAGUACAUAUUGUGUUUAUUGCAUAUCUGAUCUUUUAGCAUGGCACUGGAGAUUUUUGUUGUUAGAAAGAUUGGUAAAGUUUUAUAUUGGUGGACUUGGGAGAGGUUAAAUGAAUUAAAGGGGAGGCAGUUAUCAUUUUCAGGCUUUUAACGAUAUUUUCCUAUUGCUUUACUAGUUGGUUACUCAUGACAUUAUAACAAUAGUAAUAUCUUGCUAGCUUAAAUUGUAUUUAUUUCUAAAAUUGGUGGGUGGUGGGUGGGAAACAAUCGUUACACAUCUCUUUAAACUAUACUUGAACGUGGAAUAUUUGUCCAUUAUUGCAGGUUGCUACUUUCCUUUUAAAGAACAUUUCGGUGGCCUGAAGUUUGGCGAGGCCAAAUUAUGGCCUUGUGAUUUAGAGUAUCUGCCUUGGUUUGAAAGGUCAUGUUAUAAUUUCUGUGGCAUUUGACCCAAAAUCGUUUGGGGGGAUCCUUUGUGCCCUUCUGUCUGGAACCGUUGUAUGCGGGGGUGUGUGUGUGUGUGAUAGAGCGAGAGUGAGCGAUUGUAGGAUGGACACAUGGGGAUAUAUGGGCUUGGAUAAUAUGGCCCAACAUUGGACAGCCCAACUGCUUGGUUGUUCUUCACCAGAUUGUGUGUCGGCUGAAAUUAUACAUAUAAUAUAUUGUCUCGCUUAUUAACUAGCUUAAAAGAGGAAUGACAUAGUAACAAAAAUAUUUGGUACUUUGGUAGAUACUCGGCAUUUUUUUUUCAUUUUGGGAAAGCGGUAUUUAUAAAAUGUGACCAGUACCGACCACAAGCGAAGAAACCAAUUGGACAACAUGCCCCCAUCAUCGGAUGAGCGCUGCUCACAAAGACGGCUUCUUGAUUUGGCGAUCAGCAGAACAGUUUUUUUGAAGAGACGGUGGCAAGUGUGCGGGCUCAAGACUUGUAUGCAUGCAGGAAUACACUACGUUAACAAAACCAAUUGGUUAAAUAGACUUUCCGGUACAGUAAUGGGUUGUUACUGUGUUUGGGUACCAGUACACAGUGAGGGUAAUGUAAGCAGGCGAGUGCCUUUCCGACUGAAAGCUAAGCUUCUCUACCUCACACAAAAAAACACGAGCAACAAGAAACAGUACAGUUACCCAUAUUUGCUGGGGUGUUGUCUUUAUGAGCGAAACUAAAUAUUGACAAGGGAUGAUGUACAUUUUGAAAUAGUGAUUUUUAUCUUUAACAAGAAACCAACAUCUUUUUUGCAUGUCAUUUGUUUUUUUGGAGUUAAAUUACGAAUGAAACAACGAAAAUAAACCCCACAUCUUUGUAAACAAAACCAAGGAAGUUUUAACCCUACGUGAGGAAAGGUAGUUUGGUAUGUUGGUCAGUAGAAAGUACAAUAAUAAUCCUUUGUACAUGAUGCUCUCCUCGAACAAGACGAGUCUCUUAAUAAUCCGUGCGGUGGUGACGUCCCCUGUUUAAUGUUCACUUGAAAUUGCCGAUGUACCCAACGGAACGUUUUGUGUAUUUUGAGAAUCUUUGCCAUUUAUAAAAUGUAAUAAUAACAACAAUGAUGAUGAACCAUGUGACAAAUGAACGAAUUGUUUUGAAAAUUUUAAAAAGUUUUGCUUCUUUGCUUGGCAGAAGGAAUGGUGCCACGGUUUGGAUGUAGUGAAUACGCAGACUUGUCUAUGUUGGAUCGUAUGAUGUUAUUUUAGUGUUGUGUUUCUUAGAUUGAGAUAAUGCUUAGAGCCUCAACGUUUUUUUCUCUACCAUUUUUUCAAUAAAAUCUGCCACAUUUUUUUCAUGCACAAGACAUAUCAGUGGAUUAGCUGGCUUCCGACAAUGGAAUUUAUCUUAUAAUUAAAAAUAUAUAUUGGUUUUUCUUUUGUUAAUAAGGAAGAAAAUACUGCGUCGCAGUCUUUAAAUGUAAUUAAAUUUGUACUCAUUCCAACCAAGUUCCAAUGAGAUGUAUUUAUAUUAUAAAACAAAAACAAGCCUUUUAUCUCGUGAAAGUAGCGUUAGGUUUGAAAAGCUGUUUGGUGAAAUACUGUUGGAGAAUCCUUUUUUGUCUUUAUUUGUAUAUUUGUAAUUGCUUGCCUUGAGUCACUUUGUUUACUAUUAAUUUGCUACGUUUUUUGGGGGGGGUGGGGUUUCUUUAAAGAAUGCUUUGUUACCAGUUGCGGUGCUGACCCAGUGCUGGAGCCAUCAUGCGGGCCUUGUUUAGUUUAGUGUGAGUAGUGCUGGCCAAAAUGUGUUUGUUUUGCUGCGUUUUAGCCAUGAUGUUUUUGUGAAUGUGCAGCUGUAGUUGGAAGGCUUGGUGUUGAUUAGCUUCGCAUCCCUAGAGCCUUUUGAUCAAAUUGCAUUCAGAAUGUUAUUUAUUCAGAUCACUGUUCUUUAAUAAAUUUGAUCACAAAAUAAUAACA
Messenger RNA from Lethenteron reissneri (Far Eastern brook lamprey), 7189 nucleotides. Its product is annotated as PHD finger protein 21A-like. Lineage: Eukaryota; Metazoa; Chordata; Hyperoartia; Petromyzontiformes; Petromyzontidae. The record is from RefSeq and is a predicted model, not a curated record.